This is a messenger RNA of Penicillium egyptiacum, 954 nucleotides long. The record is from the annotation of a GenBank genome assembly. Lineage: Eukaryota; Fungi; Ascomycota; Eurotiomycetes; Eurotiales; Aspergillaceae.
AUGCUCACAAUGUGGAAUGGUUCUAUAGAUACCAAGCGUGUAAUGUCGCGUGGACUGCGUGGUAAGGAGGACAGCUUGUACCUCAAGUGGAGUGUGGUGAUGAAUCCAAGCGAGCUCCUCAAAGAGCUUGUUGGCAACCGUGAGCAUGCUCGAGCACUCUUCCAUGGACUGAGGCGCCAGGUCAAGUCUAUUCGCCACCGCUCGCAGUCCUACGAUGAUGGCCAGGUCACGAUCUAUGACCGUGUUCUCCUUCGUCUCUAUGAUGAGGGACACACGAUGCAACACUACGGUCUGCUUGAAUUUUACCUGGCCGAGUAUCUGGGGACUAAGAACUGUCACUUGGAGGAGAACAACUCUGUCAUUGCUGCCCACUUUGCUGCCCAGCGCAUCCUGGACAAUGGCCCCAUUUCUGAGAUUCCGAUCGUUGCAACCGAUAACAUGGAAGGCUCCACCGAAGACGCCGAGACUAGCAAGUCGCCACAGACCAAGUCACACCAUGUCGACAAGCUCAUCCAGGUGUACCAGAAGGCCAAGGCCGACUACUACAUCCUUGAACUCACGGAGAGCCACCGUCAGCGAACCAACAGCGUCCGAUUCCUCCGUGACACGGCUGAGAACCUUCUGCGAUACCUGAAGUCAGUCGACAAAGACCACGAUCUGAUUCCCGAAAUCGAGGACAUCAUUCAGGUCAGCCAGACACAUGCAAACCAACUUGCCGGUGGCCGUAAGCGCAAGUUUGAGCAUAUGGACAGCGACUCAAGGGGCAGCCCAAGCCUCAGCCCCUACCGACCCCACGGAUACUACAGAGACCAGCGUGGAGGAUACAACCGUCGAGACCGAUAUGUCCCUGACACCAUCACAUGGGACCACAGCCACAAGGGUGGAUGGGACCAUAGCCAUGUCAACAGAAGAACUGGAUGGGAUAGUCGGCACUUGGACUCCUACCGUCCUUAA